Molecule: messenger RNA, 3010 nt
Organism: Hippocampus zosterae (dwarf seahorse)
Lineage: Eukaryota; Metazoa; Chordata; Actinopteri; Syngnathiformes; Syngnathidae
Gene: mmp14b
Product: matrix metallopeptidase 14b (membrane-inserted)
Exons: 10
Coding region: 353-2233 (626 amino acids)
Biological process (GO): skeletal system development; zymogen activation; collagen catabolic process
Cellular component (GO): extracellular matrix
Molecular function (GO): zinc ion binding; metalloendopeptidase activity
Source: RefSeq, a predicted model, not a curated record
GGGGGCGUUGCAAACUACCACCACGUCUACGUGGGGAAGACUGCAAAAGGGGACGCGGCUAAAAAGAGCGGACACAAGCUAAGCAUUUCUACCAAAACAGCUGACUAUUUCCCCCCUCCUGUAGUAUCUGAAAGCUUCGGUUAAAACUGGAGAAGAAUGCCCGUCGUUGUUAACUAACUUUAAAUAAUUGGAGAAGUAACAGGCGCUGGUAGCCGUCCGGAUUCCUCCAGCUUUCUUUUUUUUUCCUUUGUUACUCCGUUUCUUUUUGAAGAAUGUUUUGACAACGUGAAGACUUUGUCCAAUUGAAAGACAAAACGACCUUUUUCUAAUAGUUUGACUCGAGAGUCCCGAGAUGGCACCGCGGAGGCUAAAACUGGUGGUCCGACUGCUGCUGCUGGCGGUGCUGUUGGACGCGAGCACGCAGGCGGGGACGGCCAAAAACAUCAAUCCCGAGUCUUGGCUGCAACAAUACGGUUACCUCCCGCCGGGGGACUUGCGGACCCACACGCAGCGUUCCCCUCACUCCGUCUCCUCGGCCAUCGCCGCCAUGCAGCGGUUCUAUGGCCUCACCGUCACCGGCUCCUUUGACACCAACACCAUCGAGGCGAUGCAACGACCUCGCUGCGGUGUGCCGGACAAGUUCGGCGCCGAGUUGAAAACCAACCUGCGGAGAAAGCGUUACGCCGUCCAGGGCCUGAAGUGGACCAAGAACCAAAUCACAUUUUCAAUACAGAACUACACACCCAAGGUGGGCGAGUACGAGACCCACGAGGCCAUCAGGAGGGCCUUCAAGGUGUGGGAGGGCGUCACCCCACUGCGAUUCCGCGAGAUCCCCUACCACUACAUCCGGGACAAAGUGGAGGAGUUUGCGGACAUCAUGAUAUUCUUCGCCGAGGGCUUCCACGGCGACAGCAGCCCUUUCGACGGCGAGGGAGGCUUCCUGGCCCACGCUUACUUCCCCGGGAAUGGCAUCGGGGGGGACACCCACUUUGACGCGGCUGAGCCUUGGACCAUUGGAAACCGGGAUCUGAUGGGCAAUGAUAUCUUCCUGGUUGCGGUGCACGAGUUGGGCCACGCUCUCGGUUUGGAGCAUUCCAACGACCCCUCGGCCAUUAUGGCCCCUUUUUACCAAUGGAUGGACACCGAGAACUUCCAACUUCCCGAAGACGACCUCAGAGGCAUUCAACAACUUUAUGGCUCCGGAUCGGGCCCCCCCCAGCCGCCAUUUGCGACACCUCAAAUUCCAACAGACACAACUCCCAGCUAUACACCAGACAAACCUCGUUUUGGCCCAAACAUUUGCGAGGGACACUUUGACACCAUCGCGAUCCUCAGAGGCGAAAUGUUUGUGUUCAAGGAUAAGUGGUUCUGGCGUGUGCGGAACAACCAAGUGAUGGAUGGAUACCCCAUGCCUAUCGGUCAUUUCUGGAGGGGGCUGCCUACUCUCGUCAACGCUGCUUUUGAAAGGGAGGAUGGGACGUUUGCCUUCUUUAAAGGUGAUCGAUACUGGGUGUUUAGUGAAUCCAUCCUCGAUGCCGGUUACCCCAAGAAGCUCAGGGAGAUGGGCAGCGGCCUCCCGAAAGAUCGGAUAGACGCCGCGCUUUAUUACACCCCCACUGGGCAGACCUACUUCUUCCGAGGAGACAAGUACUACCGUUUUAACGAAGCAUCGCGGAGUGUUGACGCUGGUUAUCCAAGGCCCGUCAGCGUCUGGCAAGGAGUGCCCGACAAUAUCAAGGCAGCCUUCAUGAGCAAAGAUCAAGCGUACACCUACUUUUAUAAAGCCAACAAGUACUGGAAGUUCAACAAUCAGAUGAUGCGCGUGGAGCCCGGCUACCCGAAAUCAGCUCUGCGCGAUUGGAUGGGAUGUCCCAACGAAGACCCCAAGACGGACGGAGGAAGAGGCGGCCACGACAAAGACAAGGAGAGGGACCACAACGACGACGACAAGGACAGAAGUCGAGACAGGGAGACAGACAAAGAGAGGGAGAGAGAGAGAGAAACCGAGACAACGGUGGAUCGGGAAGAGGAAGCGGACGAUACGGAGGUGAUCAUUAUCGAGGUGGACGAGAAAGGAGGGGCGGGAAGUGGCGGGGGCGCGGCCGCCGUGGUCAUUCCAUUGUUCCUGCUGGUGUGCGUGAUUGCAACGCUGGCGGCUUUAGUGUUUCUCCGUCGCUACGGGACUCCUCGCCGACUCCUCUACUGCCAACGUUCCUUACUGGACAAAGUGUAGUCGGAACAGGAGGGCAGGACAGAAAGAGAAACAAAUGGAAGGCGACGUUCUCCAAAAUAAGAUCGAAUGUGAGGACGGGGCGGGCACGCUUCACUCUUGAAACCACCGGCAGGUUCUUUUCGCUCCGUCACCUCGAGCGCUCGGUCGGGCCUUCCAUUUGGUUCUCUGUCCUUGUGGGGACUGACGCCAGCUCACAGCUGUUGCUUUGUUUGUUUUAGCCUUUUUUCAAUGUCUUCUUGUCAAGUUGACGCCAUCGCUCAGCGUUUGUUGCCUCUACGCGGCAUACCGUGUUCCUCGUGUAAGCAAAUUGUGUCUUUGACCCCCCCCCCCCCCCCCCCGCAAUGUACUGCACACCCCACACACGCCCGGUUCCCUCUGCACACACACCGAGACACUCAUGCAAACGUUUUUCCUCAAACCACAAAGUCAUUGUGUUUUUGAUCCUUCCAGUAAAAAAAGAACGGAGCCAGCGCGAACCAUAAAAGGGAAAGAAACCAUCAGCAUGAGCAAUAAACUGUGUUUCCCCUUUUUAUAUAAAUGCUGAUGUUGUCAUUAUUAUUAUGACUAUUACUAUUAUUGUUGUUGUCUGUGUUAUGAAUGUGUUUUUGUACAUUGUCAUUAAAAAGUCCUGCUGGACAGUGACAUUCCGUUUUGAAAGUGGCCUUAAUUUUAUAUGUGGGAAUAGUGAACGGGGGACGCGGGUUAUUAUUUGUGAUUGAAACUUGAUAUGUUUUGAUUUUAUGGUCAAAUGAAAAUAAAUCUGAAAUCUGAAAAAAA